AUGGCCGACAUCCUGAGUAUCGGCGGUGAGCCGAUCUUCGACGAGCGCAUCGUCGGAAUCGAGACUCACACGUAUAACCCGUACGUCAACACGACGUUCGGACACAACGACGAGAUACGAAUACCCAUACAGCAGCAGGAUCUGUAUACACUGCCGUGCGAAAGUUUCCUGUACGUCGAGGGACGACUCAACGACGACGGCACGACGAAUGAGGAACAAUACGCGAAAUUAGUCAACAACUGCGUCGCGUUUAUGUUCGACGAAAUUCGAUACGAGCUCGACGGCGUGGAGAUCGACCGGUGUAGAAACGUCGGCAUAACCAGCACGAUAAAGAGCUACGUGUCGCUGACCGUCGAACGAGCCAGAAAACUGCAGAACGCUGGAUGGAGUUAUCCGACGAGCGAAUCAAAUCUGAACAACGCGUCCCAUCAAUUCAACUUUUGCGUACCUUUGAAUAUUCUUUUGGGUUUCUGCGAGGACUACAGACGCUUGGUGAUAAACGCGCGACACGAGCUUAUCCUGAUACGCUCUCGUAGCGACCACAACUGCGUCGUAGAUCCGAAGAAGACCGUGCCGAGAGAUCCGGCCAAGGAUCCUAAAAUUACGUUGUUGAAAGUGCAAUGGCGUAUGCCUCACGUGGCGCUGAACGCCGUGACUAAAUUAUCGCUGUUGCGAACGUUGGAGAGCGGACGAUUUCUGAGCGCGGGCUUUCGCUCUUGGGAUCUGUACGAAUUUCCCCUGCUGCAGAGCACGACCAAGCAUUCACCGGACGGCGAAACGAAUUCGCGGGCGACGUUCGAUCAUUGCGCGCUCGCCAACGUGAAAUUGUAUCUCAACUCGGAAUUCUAUUCCUACGACGACGUGAAUGUGGAUUUCGAGAGCGACAAGUUCGCCGUGCUGUACGAGAUGUACGCGAAAUUUCAAUGA
Molecule: messenger RNA, 927 nt
Organism: Temnothorax curvispinosus
Lineage: Eukaryota; Metazoa; Arthropoda; Insecta; Hymenoptera; Formicidae
Exons: 2
Coding region: 1-927 (308 amino acids)
Source: RefSeq, a predicted model, not a curated record